AUGCCAAUUUCAUCUGAACCAAGAUGGUCCUCUUCCAUCCUUCAGAGGAGUGCAAAGGAACCAGUUUUGAAGCUGAUAGAUCCAGUCUUCCACCACCACAAAAUUAAAAUAUAUGCCAUGGAUCUAAGAAAUAGAGAGCUGCCACUGGAAGAAAGAGCCAAGGCUGCAUUAUAUAUAGGCCUACUGGCUUAUACAGGUGGUGUUGGUGCUGGAAAUCUUUCUACACAAUAUAUUCAGGACAUGGUUGAUAUUUUGAUUAUGCCAGAUACAUCCACCAAAGUCAGAAUCUUAGUUUUAAAAGGACUAUCUAGUGUAUGCUACAUUAACCCUGUAAACCAAAACGAAGCCAAAGCUCACCACCUUCCCGAAAUUAUGCUUUCCUAUCUUGAAGAAGAGGAAGACUCUGCCGAAGCGGAUCCAGAUGUAGUUCUAGUGAAAUUCUGGGUUUGUUAUCUUAUGACUGUUGUCUGCUGUAAUAAUAUGUCUUAUAUUAGAUUAUUUCAUGAAAUUGGUGGUCAAACACUAGAGAAAAGGCUGGAAUAUCUCUCUAAUAUGGAAUGGUUUGGCUGGCCCCAAAACUAUGCUACAUUAAUGUACAUCUUUAUGGGAUAUCCAAGCACGGAAGCAUACAAAUAGAAUUACGGGAAUAUGUGUUAGAACAAAUAAUUCUGCUACUGAGAAGCACUAGGUCUUUCUUACUUCAAAUAUUUUGACACAAUAAAAUUACUGCUUAGUGUUUAAAUUUAUGUUUAAUUCUAAGAUGUAUUCAACCAAUAAAGAAUUAAAAAAGGAUAAACAUCCAGAGUUAAACUCAACAGAACAUUUCUUUCUGCCUGGACGUUCAACUUAUUAGCCUAGCAUCUAACCCUGAUGUCU
Messenger RNA from Pseudonaja textilis, 876 nucleotides. RefSeq names its product armadillo like helical domain containing 2 (gene ARMH2). Lineage: Eukaryota; Metazoa; Chordata; Lepidosauria; Squamata; Elapidae. The record is from RefSeq and is a predicted model, not a curated record.